UUCCGUAUCCAUCUUACGCAGCCGUCACUUUUGCUUGCCCAAUGGCACACUAAUAAGCGGUUUCUUCACCACCGCUUAGGCCUUAAACCUGGUUUAAUCGUAUGGGUAAACGUGGUUUACGGCUUAAGCGAAGGUGAAGAAAUCGGCCCUCAUACAUUUAGAGCUCUGAACAAAAAUAUUCCUGUCCUUUUCACUCUUCCACAAAGUUUGUAAACAAAAACAGACAGUAAAAGUUAAAAUCCCACACAAAACCUGGAACUUUGGUCGACUUUCAACCCAAAACAAAGCGAAACGUCAAAUGCGUAUUCGUCGAUGAGUCGACGUAGACGGUCUAGCGUAAUAUUUAUGUGUGUAUUUUGGUUGGCCUCGCUCGCAUCAGUCAGCAGAAAAUUUCGAAUGGGCGACUGAUUCUUUUCCUGCGUUUCAAUUCGGUCGGACUGAAAUCGAGUGCAACAGUGAGAAAACAUUUCCUUGAAAAUCGCGAAUCCGGUGAUGCGCGUUCCUUCGCAAAUCGCUGCGCUCAGGAAUCUUGUGUUUGUGAUUGUGUUUUUUUGGAAAGUUGAUAAGUGAAAGACAGCAGCUGUCGAGUGCGAAAUCAUUGGAUUGGAAGAAAGGUUGUGCAACCUAUUAGAAUCGUCCACCUCCGCAGCGCGGGAUAAAGGGAAAGGAAGGCCAAAGAAGAGCAUCUCAACAUCAAAAGAAAAUGGAAUGCGAUGCUCGGAAUAGUGCGAACUGUUGCUGCUGCAGCCCCAUGCGGGAAGAGAAGAAGCAGUGAAAACAAAAGAACACAUUCGGAAGGGAAGCGGAGGCAAAGAACAAGGAGAAGCAACGGAGUGCGAUAGAGGAGGGGAGAAGGACAAAACACAAAAAGAAAACCGAAAUCGGCUGCUGCGUGCGGUCGUCGCUGGCGGUGAAGAAGAAUUAGGGGAGCAACAAGCAGCAGCAUCAUCAUACAGAGAGUCAGUAAACGAGUAUCAGCAGUAGUAACAACCCAGCAUCUCACCGAACAAGUAAUAAUAAACGGCGAGGGCCAUCGGCCAAAAAAGAAGAACCUCCACCUUCCUGAACUGGGGGUACUUCUCCGACUACUGUCGAAAGAGAAAAGAGUACUCACCUUUUUUUUUGCUCGCGUCCGUCCGAAACAACCUUUAGGUUUUUUGUUAUACUUUAUUUCGUCCAGCAGUUAAGCGGUUCACAGAAGCAUCAUUUCGAUCAUCGCACGACCUGCGAGUAAAGCAGAGGCACAGUGCUAGUUAAUCAUACUUUGGGAGGAUUUGUUGCCCUGUUCGCUCGCUCAUUUUGGUCCGUUCUUUUUUCAUUUUUCUCUAAAGUGUGUUAAAACUUCGACCUCUGCGCGAGCAGCUUUCUUCAGCGGGCUCGUUUUUUUUUGUAUAGUGUGAUCUAAUUACCCCGAGAGAAGGUGGAAGGUAACUACGCGCAAGACUGCUCGACCGGACGGAAUGCUUUCGCGCAAGAGCAAGGAUAAGUCCAUCAAGGAUGGAGUCGUUGGAAAGUAUGUCAAACGGGAUACGCCACCGGAAAUACCAAUUAUCAACGUGCUGACCAAUGAGUCGCAGGGAAAGAACAAACUCACUAAAGGCCGUCGAAGUUCACAGCAGAUCUUUGGGGUCAACAACGCAGGCCAGCCCAACAACGCCAACAUCUACGUUCCCGGACCGUUGAUGCCCAAUAACAACAACAACCUGAACAACGUCCAGAAGUUCGGUAACAUCAAAGUGACGGCAUCGAUGGGUGGCCUCGGUCAUGAGGGCAAGUAUACGCCCAGCAACAGGAUUCCCAAUCUGGCCCAAAAGUUCGUCAACCUUUCGCUGCAAAGCGAGCAGCCCAACAUACUGAAUCCGACCAACAGCGUACUGAUGAUGACCAACAACAAGAACCAGCAGCUGCAUCAGCAGCACCAACAGCACGCCCUGGCCAUGGCAAUGAAGCCGUCUAACUUGAACCUGGCCGCAGCCAACAAUGUCAACGAACGUCAGAACAACAACAGCCACGGAAACUACGUAGACAUCGAAACCAUCGACCAGAUCCUCAUGCAGCAAAGCGAAGCCGACAAAGCAGCAAAUCAGUACCGCCUUCAGCAACUUCAGCAAGCUCAACAGCAGCAACAUCUUCGGCAGCAGUACAUCUCCAACUUUGAACGGAAAUAUCCCUACAAUCAGCUGCACCACAACGCCACCAACAGCAACCAUCGGAAUGGCUUCGAGAACUACGGUAACCUGCUAAGGAAUAACAGCCCGACCAUGGCUGCGGCAUCCAGCAACGUCAACCUCGCCAACGAACCACAAUCACCCUUCGCGCGCCAAUUCUCGACCCGACAGCAGCUGCCCAUCCCGAAAACAGACCAGUACCACAUCUACGAGAACCCGAUCCAGAUCAACCGAUCCGAGUCGCCCAUCUACAGCAAUACCAAUUCGGCCAAUAUAUACCAGAGCUACAGCAACAACUCCUCGCAUCAAUCGCUGUUCUCCAACAUCACCAACACCUCCAGUAACGUGGCCGCCGUUUCGUCUUCCAUCAACUACCUGGCCGCCCGGGGUCAACAGCCCCAACCUCAGCAGCCGCUCUACUCCAACGUCGAGAACAAUGGCAUGACUUACGGCGAAGCCCUACUGCACAACGCUCGCCAUGGUUCUUCCGGUGCCGUCCAGCAACAGCAUCAACAGCCCACGCCGGAAAGCAGCAGUUCGACGACCGAGGAGGAACUCCCACUACCCCCUGGCUGGUCCGUGGACUACACGCUGCGUGGCCGCAAAUAUUACAUCGACCACAACACCAAGACUACGCAUUGGUCCCAUCCGCUGGAGCGGGAAGGACUUCCCACGGGUUGGGAACGGCACGAGUCCGCCCAGCACGGUACCUUCUACUACAAUUGCAUCACUGGACAGGCCCAGGACAGUCAUCCGUAUCUGACGUCAUGCUUUCUACAUCACGCGACCCCGGUGGACAUCCCGAGGCCGCUGAUAGCCACCCACACGCACUACACGCCGCACAGUGCGCUGGUCCCGGCCAAUCCCUAUCUCUUGGAAGCCGUCCCCGAGUGGUUGGAGUUCUACGCGAAGUCCUCGCCGGAAAACGACCACAAACUCAAGUGGGACAUGUUCCAGCUGCAGCAACUGGAAAGCAUAGCCGGUAUGCUGACCAAACUGUUCCGACAGGAGUGCCACAUGAUCGUGGUGAAGUACGAAACGCUAAGGAUAGCGAUCCGAUCGAUCAUGGAGGAGAAGAAACGUCUAGCCUAUCUGACCAACAACGAAUCGAACACUUGAGAGGAGGUGCCUUCAAAAACGAGGAUAGAUCAUCACGACCACUGCAGUAUCCGACAAUCAACUACGCUUUUAUCAAUUUGAUACGGUUUCGAUUUUUUCCUUUUUUUUUGGAUAGAUACAUUCUGAUCGAUGUUUAUUCUUCGUCAAAAUUUGAGAUCCGUAGAGGGUAGACAAACAAAUACGCAUGAAAGGAGAUUACCCUGACUAAUUACUCGUUUGUUUUAACUGAACUGUACUAGAUACAUAAGAAAAGUGAUUUAAUUUAGAAUUUUCUUACACCUGUUAGAACGAGGACAAAGCUAUUCUUUUAAAACUUUUAAAAACAGUGUCUUGAGAGUUGAUAGACAAACAAACGCAGCGGUUUAUAUUUUUCUUCACGAUCGUCAAAUUGUGAUACACCAAGAGUUCCUUCGUUAAGAAAAACAUUUUUUAGAAAACACGCAUUGUGGCUCGGUCUUUUGCUGCGCUGACCAACGCAGAGAUUCAUUCGUAGAGCGACCGUGGCUUAACUAUUUAGAGCUUCAUCAAAAUCACGUUCGUUAAGUAUAUUUAAUGCAAGCAUGUAUUAGCAAAUUUUGUGCCUUUUUCAGUAAUUGACCAUAUCGAACCAUAACUGCAAAUAUAGUACAUAUGUUACAAUA
Messenger RNA from Aedes aegypti (yellow fever mosquito), 3928 nucleotides. Its product is annotated as scaffold protein salvador. Bases 1461 to 3287 code for a protein of 608 amino acids. Lineage: Eukaryota; Metazoa; Arthropoda; Insecta; Diptera; Culicidae. Gene Ontology annotation, molecular function: protein binding; molecular adaptor activity. The transcript is spliced from 6 exons. The record is from RefSeq and is a predicted model, not a curated record. Gene Ontology annotation, biological process: apoptotic process; regulation of cell population proliferation; hippo signaling.